Molecule: messenger RNA, 558 nt
Organism: Priceomyces carsonii
Lineage: Eukaryota; Fungi; Ascomycota; Pichiomycetes; Serinales; Debaryomycetaceae
Gene: ARL1
Product: Arf family GTPase
Exons: 1
Coding region: 1-558 (185 amino acids)
Biological process (GO): vesicle-mediated transport; intracellular protein transport
Cellular component (GO): cytoplasm; Golgi apparatus
Molecular function (GO): GTPase activity; GTP binding
Source: RefSeq, a predicted model, not a curated record
AUGGGACAGGUUUUCAGUUUUACAAACAUCUUCAACAAAUUAUGGGGAAUAAAUAAAGAAAUCAGAAUAUUGAUCUUAGGAUUAGAUGGGGCUGGUAAAACUACUAUCUUGUAUCGCUUGCAAAUGGGAGAGGUGGUGACUACAAAGCCAACCAUUGGCUUUAAUGUGGAAACACUCAAAUACAAAAACUUAACUCUUAACAUCUGGGAUUUAGGUGGUCAGACAUCUAUCAGACCUUACUGGAGGUGCUAUUAUAGUAAUACAGCUGCAGUCAUAUUCGUAGUAGAUUCCACUGAUAAAGAUCGUAUUGAUAUAGCCUGCAAAGAGCUUCACACCAUGUUAAAGGAAGAAGAAUUAUUAGAUAGUGCCUUGUUAGUCUUUGCUAACAAACAGGAUCAAGCUGGUGCACUUACAGCAGCUGAAGUGUCGCAGGCGCUCAAUUUAACAGAUUUGAAGGAUAGGAGUUGGAGUAUAGUAGCAUCAAGUGCCGUUAAAGGAGAGGGUUUAACAGAAGGAUUAGAUUGGUUGAUGGAUGUUAUUAAAGAUGAACAGCUUUAA